Lodderomyces jiufengensis is the source of this 219-nucleotide messenger RNA. RefSeq names its product Kti11p (gene KTI11). The record is from RefSeq and is a predicted model, not a curated record. The transcript has a single exon. Bases 1 to 219 code for a protein of 72 amino acids. Gene Ontology annotation, biological process: protein histidyl modification to diphthamide. Lineage: Eukaryota; Fungi; Ascomycota; Pichiomycetes; Serinales; Debaryomycetaceae. Gene Ontology annotation, molecular function: metal ion binding.
AUGGAAUCAAUAUAUGAUGAAAUUGAGAUUGAAGAUUUUACUUUUGAUCCAAUAACACAAUUAUUUCAACAUCCUUGUCCCUGUGGUGAUAGAUUUGCUAUUAGUUUAGAUGAUUUAAAAGAUGGUGAAGAUAUAGCAAUAUGUCCCAGCUGUUCACUCAUGGUCAAAGUUAUAUUUGAAGCUGAUGACUUGGAAGAAUAUAUUAAGGAGAUUAGCUGA